Molecule: messenger RNA, 10024 nt
Organism: Haliotis rufescens (red abalone)
Lineage: Eukaryota; Metazoa; Mollusca; Gastropoda; Lepetellida; Haliotidae
Product: la-related protein 1-like
Exons: 20
Coding region: 1090-3816 (908 amino acids)
Biological process (GO): positive regulation of translation; mRNA stabilization
Cellular component (GO): cytosol; cytoplasmic stress granule
Molecular function (GO): RNA cap binding
Source: RefSeq, a predicted model, not a curated record
UAUAUUGUGCAGCAGCUGUCAUGUUUUGUGAAAUUUGUGCCAUGUCAAUUGGACACUGCUUUUCAAGCAAUUGUCAUGGAUAAACCAUUUGUCAGUCUGGAGGUCGCCAUUAUCACUGAAGGCCUACGUACAAGUUUCUGCUUAGUGUCAUGAUUCAGGGAUUAACAGAAUUGUUUCAUGUGUCGUCGUAUUGGCUUGAGCAGUCACAUCUGCCCCAACAGUUCAUUGAGUGUGUUGUGUGUGGUGGUUGAUACAACCGUGGCCACAUCAGCAGUCAGUGGAGUGUGUCGGCUGCUGCACCAGCUCUGCCGAGAUAGAAGGAAGUGGAAUGUUUUGUCUGCAAUAAGUUUGGAGUGGCGUCUACAAUAGAAUUUCUAUUCAAUUAACUCACUGUGGACAGCGGUCUGCUAUUGCAGUUCGAUACCAUUAGCAAGUAGUGGAGGAUCAUCUGCUAAUACAGUUCUAUAGAAUCAGCCCUCAGUGGAGUGUCGUCUGCUAAUACAGUUCUAUAGAAUCAGCUCUCAGUGGAGUGUCGUCUGCUAUUACAGUUGUAUACAAUUAAUAAGAAGUGCAGUGUUGUCUUUAAAAACUGUUUCAAAAAACAUCACUGAUACAAGCUGUAUCAUCAAUAGCUUGCUUUUGGCAUAUACCACUAUAUACUGUUUGCAGCCUAUCCUCUUGGAACUCAGUAGUUUCUUGCAGUGAGUCGACCUGACACUUUCUGCUCAGCUGCUUGAAGUGAAUGUCCUGAAUAUUAUCUAAUACUAUUCCCUAUUUGCAGUUAAUAUAAAAGUUGUCUUAUCUGUUUCAUCCACAAUUCCAUUGGGACUAUUUCGAUUUGGUAAUGAGUGCGUCUGCUGUAAUGUUCUCCACACACUGAUGGCUUGAUACAGACCCAAAUAUAGACAAAAAUACAUCUCGGCUUGUGCUCUUCAUUGUUUUGUGAAAACCACAUAGUAUCUAAACCAGUAGGAGCUGGAUUCAGGUGAAGUGGACUUACCUGAGAAUCUCAGGUGAUGCAUUUUCUCCAAACUGAGGAUUUGAUACUGCUGUGACAGGACGUGAGGAAAGAAUCGCCUUGUUGACAAUAUGGAGGUUAAUUCUGCGAAAGAAAUCAGUUCAGCAGAAUCUAAAGGGUCGCUAAAGUCCGCCCCUGUCAAAACUGAGGCCAAGGAUCCCACUCUCGGUGAUGACAACUGGCCGGCACUCUCUGAGCAAACCCAGAAUUCAAAGAAGCCUUCCAAACCAUCUGGUCCCACUGCCCCUCCCACACCUCCAGCCUCCCAGAAUCACAACAGUCAAUCCCAGAGUGACUCAGGGGGAGACGACUCUGCCAAAGAAAAUAAGGAGAACUCCAUAGCUUCUGACGAAUCUCAGCGGACGCCGAAAGGCAAGAAAGCAAUCAAAGGUUCCAAACAAAAGUGGGUUCCCCUCGAGAUUGACCCACCCAAGUCCAGCCGGCGGUCAGGCAGAAGUCGGAGUCAGGGGAGACGACCCAACUCCCCAGCAUCCCGGCGAGACCCCCGGAGACCUUCAGACAGACUCGGCAAGUCGGACAAGCGAGCUGAUGAGUCCAAGAACUGGCGGGAAGACAUCACCAACGCUGCAGCAGAGGGACGAGGCCCCUUCGCAAGUUACUCUCGUGGAGGACGGAGGGGGCGUGGCCGAGGAGGUGCUGGGGGCAGAGGACGCGGGCGUGGUAGAGGCUCAUCUAGCGAUGAUCCUGAUUUCCAGUACGAUGAUUCAUAUUUUGCAGACGGAAACUUCACUCCCUACGCUGGGACGGUGUACUUUGGUGCCCCCAUGGUGGAUGAUGCUGUGCUGAAAGACUAUGUGAAGAAACAGAUUGAGUACUACUUUAGUGAGGAGAACCUGCAGCGCGACUUCUUCCUGCGGCGCCGGAUGGACAAGGGCGGCUGGAUCCCCAUCAGCCUCAUUGCCAGCUUCCACAGGGUGCAGAACCUCACACAGGACGUCAACCUCAUCAUCCAGUCAUUGAAAGACAGUGACACAGUGGAACUUUCGGAAGACUUACUCAGGAUACGAGGCUUGAACGACCCUGAGAAAUGGCCGAUUGAAGGGCCAGCUCUAAUCACGACUUCCAACCUACAUGCUGAUGUGCCAGAGUUCGUCCCCGGGCAACCCUUCAAACUACCUGAUACCGUCACCUACCCUCCUUCAAGCUCCCAUAAUGAGGAGGAGGAGUCUCUGGAGGACCUGAUGAAGGAUUGGAAGGACAGUCUGAAGUCAACGUCGGCCUCACACCUGUCCUCCUCUGCCCCUGAGCUGCAGGGGGAGUGGCGAGAAGUUCGGCGGAGGGAACGCAGAGAGAAACAGAAACUCAAGGAGGAACAGUCCCGGCUUGCAGAGGCGAAGGCCCCGGAACAGGAGGAACUAGACUUCAUGUUUGACGAGGAGAUGGAACAGCUUGAAGUGGGCAGGAAGAACAACUUCACUGACUGGUCUGACGACUCAGAUGAUGAAUUGGCUGAUAGUGAUAUCAACAAAAUUCUUAUCGUAACUCAGACUCCCCCAGCCUACCGGAAACAUCCGGGGGGUGAUCGGACGGGGGAUCACAUUCCUCGUGCCAAGAUGUCUUCAGAACUGAUUAAGGUGAUCAAUGACGGCUUGUAUUACUACGAGCAGGAUUUGUGGGAAGAGAGUGAUCAGUUUGAUGCAAUUGAUCUGCGAGACUUCAAGACGGUGAACCUGAUCAGCAAGGAAGAGUUUGACAACCUGACACCAACGUCAACAUUUCCGCUACAAGAGGUCCCUCCCCCGCCCCCUCCGCCGGUCAUGUCUACAGAACCAAAGAAAGUGCCGUCCCCCCAGACCGUGCAGCAGGACAUGGCCCGGUCACUUCCAGCCUAUGUCCCCGACACGCCGGGCAGACAGGCCCCUCGGACACCACACGCACGGAAAGAUUCCAGCAAGGCUCCACGGUUCUACCCUGUGGUGAAAGAUUCUUCAAGACCCCCAGACCCACAGACUCCAAGGAAGAAGAAGACGAGGCACAGCAGCAACCCGCCAGUGGAGGGCCACGUGGGGUGGGUGAUGGACUCCAAGGAGCACAAGGCACGCUCCAGAAACAACUCCACUUCCAUGAGCAUGAGCCCGUCGGACAGCCAGUUGUCUGUCAGCUACGGCAGCACUCCCCUCACAUUCCCUCAGUUCGAGCAUCCGUCGCACCAGCUGCUGAAGGAGAACGGCUUCGUCUGGACAGUCUACCACAAGUACCACGCCAAAUGUCUCAAAGAACGGAAGAGGCUUGGCAUUGGGCAGUCUCAGGAGAUGAACACACUGUUCAGGUUUUGGUCCUUCUUCUUGCGUCAGCAUUACAACAAAAAAAUGUACCAGGAGUUUCGCAACCUUGCUGUUGAGGAUUCCAAGGAUGGAUACAGGUAUGGCUUGGAGUGUCUGUUCCGCUACUACAGCUACGGACUGGAACGCCGCUUCCGGUUGGAUGUGUUCAAGGACUUCAUGGAGGAUACAACCAGAGACUGCGAAAGUGGUCAGCUGUACGGACUUGAGAAGUUCUGGGCAUUUCUUAAGUAUUCUCGGAGGUCAGUGGAAGUUCACCCGAUGCUGAAAGAGAAGCUUGCCAAAUUCAAGCGACUAGAGGACUUCCGAGUUGAUUUUGAGGAUCAGUCCAGUGGACCAACACCUUCAAAGCAGACAUCCCAAGACAGCCAAUCGAAAAUAGUUGCUCAGAAGUCGGGUCAAGCCAGCCAAUCAAAAUCCACAACAGAGAAAACUGACAAGCCUGCAUCCGGAUCAGAAGGUGCUGCUGCCGCUGCCGCCGCUGCCUCCAAAUGAUGCACUGUACAUAGACUGAUGGGACGAGGGGGGCAUGUAUAUAGAAGAGGAUGCUGUGUGACAUCAUUCAACCAAUAUCUGCACUGGGCAAGCUGGAAUGCAUUCUCUGUACCAAAUGUAACUUUAAAUAUCAGUUUAUGUGCAAGAGACAAUUUAAUGGCAACUUUCAUUUUCAUAUUUACCAGUAUUGACAAGAUAUUGAUAUCAUGAAAAAAAGUGAUUGUCAGGUCUAAAACUAAAUGGUUUUAAAGUUUCCAUAAAUUUGUUUAUUGCUAGAUGAAAUUAUUUGUAACAAUAUGAAAUCUGAUUUUAACUUCAGUACAAGAGUUCUAAAUCAAGUAGACGUCUAAUAUUUGCAGAAAUGGUUUUAGGCUGGUUCAGUUCAUUUAAAAGCACAGGGUGUCCUCUUGUAUGGAUUACAUUUUGCCAAGUUUCUUGGUUCCUUUUAAUAUCUGAUGAACAUCAAGGUUAUCUUGGGGGUGGUGGCCCGAUGAAAUUAUUAUGGAAGGGAGAUAACUCUUGAAUACUUGUGGAUUUGAAUGUAGCCAUAAUUAUAGUUGUGCAGUGUAAGUUGCUUAUACUGCUGUGAUAUGGUUUCUGUGCUGAGUUUCAAUAUGUAAAAUAUUGAUGGUGGACAGCAUGGUGUCUUCCGUCGUCUGCCACUUGUGAAUAUUUAUAAUAGUCCUCUGUAUUGUCAAGUGAAGGGAGAUAAUCAUGAGGUAUAUUCAACGGAAAAAAAUGUUGCAUAUUCAAUUCCACUUUUGUUUUAUGAUUUUGAUGUUUGUAACAGUUAUUACAUUGACGGCCGAGAAUUUAUUUUAGCACGCUGAUGUACUCUUGUUUUAGAGUAGAUAUAGGAUUAUUUUCAUUUUCAUUUCAUUUAGUUGAACAAGACAUAUAUACAUUUAUCACCCUAGUGAAGUGCUUUGAUUUUCAUGUGAAAAUGGUACAAAGGAAUACUUAAUCUUAUCAAACAAAUAUUUUCUUUGACUGCAGCUAUGCUUGACCAAUCAUUUUGUCAUAGCCAACAAGGCCUCUGUGUUUCAUAUAGAUGGUAAGGAAUCUAGUUUUGAUUUGUAUAUUCUCAGUAAAAUAUUUCCGAAGAUGUAAUUCAUAAAGGAUAAACUUGAAGUAAUACUAUUUUCAAGGUAUCAACAAAGUUUUAUUUUCAGUGCUUAGGGAAAGAGAGACAAAAUUCCAUAAAGACAUGGACAAGUUGCAAUAUCUUUUCAAAGUUGUUUCCGAACUCUAGUGAAGUGUUUCAAGUUGUAUUAUUUAUGGACAAAGUGAUCCUUUUGCUGAACUGAAGGUGAUGUGGAUAUUUGAAUGACUGUACGUGUGUCUCAGCUGGAGUGGUGGUGCAUUGCUUUCUUCAUGUUUUCAGUGUUUUAUUUUCAGGGAAAGUCUGCCUCUGUUUCCAUAACGCCGUUGCUAUCAUUCAUUCGUUCAACCAGUCUGUGUUGCUAUGUGUUGUUGAUGUCUGUGAAACAAGUUAGGAUCUAGUUCAGUGAUCUCUACCAGUUACAUAUUUCAUGUUGUAGGUCAAUUUCACAUUCUGAUAUUUUCAAUGGCUGUGGGAUUGUUGGGAUGUGGACUGAUGGACAGAUGGACAGAAGUAAGGGAGAAUCUAUCAUUGCAGAUAAUUCGUGACACAAUGUGGUCAUUAUCUGGUGUGUCAUGAUAAGUGUUGAAUGAAAGACGUCACGUCUAGACUACCUCCCUUGAGGUUCCAUGUUAUGGGGGCAUUGGUGGCCCACUCAUCUAAGCCACCCAAUCCGUGGCAGAGUUGCAACCCUUGGCCACUCCAGAAACUUUUGAUUGUGGGUUCGAAUCCCAGUUCGUUAUGUUUCUAGUUUUCUAAACACCAUGCUCAUGCUUGUUGGUUUCACCAAAGUGGUAAACGUCUGAGACCUGCAUCAGUUCGGACUUUGCUCCCACAUUAAGCUGAUGCGCUGUGAUUGAAUGGGAAUACUGCUAAGAGGGGUGUUAAACCCAACUCACUUACUCCUUCAUGUGUCUGUCCAUCAGUAUCUAAGGAAUUCCACGUCUUACAUGUAUGGAAGUUAACUUUCUACCUUAACACCUUGUUGACUCCGAACUGUUUGUUUACAGUGCUGUUCUGUUGAGAACCUAGAUUUGGCUUGACCCACAGACCAGUAGAUCACAAGAAAUACACUCAACUCCAAAGUGAUUAUUUUCGUCAUGUCUGUUUGUGUUUGUCAUUGUAUUUAGGGUAUUUAACAUGUGUCAAUAUUUUUUUCAUGAGAUUUGACUGAGGUAGAGUCACGGGACCACAACACAAUCAGGACUUGAAAUGGCCUCGCAUUUAUGUGAUACACUUUCGUGAACAUGGUCAUUUUAAAUAGAACACAAAGUUGUAAUAGUAAACUCAACUUAAUGAAUGUUAGUUUGAAAAUCAUUAUUUGUGCCUGUCAUGAUACCAAGUGUUGCUUGUUUGAAGACAAGAACUUAUGCAAGAACUUACUCUGACACUGUGUAGAGUGUACUGAUGGCAACAUGCCGCACACUUCUGUAGAGAAACUCUCAAAGGACUGACAAUUAACUGCUGACUGAAAUCUGGACAAACCAUCAAAAGUAAUCCUGUUCUUUGUUUGCUGAUAGUGUUGCUUCUUUUAUAGUGUUUGAGUAUUGGUGACCCUGUCUGAUUUAUUAGUGCUUACUCUCUUGUUGUACAUAAACUGUUUCAUAUUUGAAACCUAUAUUGCACCAUAUUGAUCUGUGUGACCUUAUACAUAUAGCUGUAGUACUGUACAGAACCCAGCAUCUGUGUGAAUGUCUGAUAACCUUAUAUACCAGUGAGUCUGGCAGUGUCUGUAUUACCAUAUUUAUCUUAUCUUCAUCUUCCGUAACCUGGUGAUGGUGUACAGUUCAUACAGUUUUUCAUAGUCAAGUCAUGGGCUAUCAAGAGCAUGUUCUGUCAGCCUCUUGGGUUAUCAAGAGCAUGUUCUGUCAGCCUCUUGGGUUAUCAAGAGCAUGUUCUGUCAGCCUCUUGGGUUAUCAAGAGCAUGUUCUGUCAGCCUCUUGGGCUAUCAAGAGCAUGUUCUCUCAGCCUCUUGGGUUAUCAAGAGCAUGUUCUGUCAGCCUCUUGGAUUAUCAAGAGCAUGUUCUGUCAGCCUCUUGGGUUAUCAAGAGCAUGUUCUGUCAACAGCUUGGGUUAUCAAGAGCAUUGUUAAUCUUUGGAAAUUAUCAUGUGAAAAUGUUCCGUUAAUUACUUGGGUUAUCACAUGCAUGCCACCUGCAUAACUGGCCUCUUAUUUUUGCUCUUGAUACAGAUUCCCCCCCUGCUGAAAGUAGUUUUAUGUAAACAGACCAUAAUUGAACAAUGUGCCAAAUUGGAGUUGUUAGGAUUAGGAGACGCUAACCUGAAGACUUGCUAGAGCAGCUCACUAGUUUGUGUCAGCCCAGCAUCUCAGUCAAAGCGUUGUGCUGUACCAAGGUUUUCCUGUCUACACAACUGUGAUCGCCGUUGUCCUCCAUGUCUUCUGUUGGGCUGUUUCUCUCACUAUGCACGUCUGUAUGCAAUUACUUGACUAGGUUCUCUCGCUGUCCUGUGGUCCAAUCUGUUAAUGUCGUCAUGAUACGGUGUCAGGGGACCCUAUCUGCUGAACACAAGUAGGAGCACCUCCAUAAUCCCCUGGCAGAGUCGCUACUGGCUAAUGUUGUUGAUCUCACUAAUGAGCGAACCAGCCCUUCCAAACUCUGAACCACCCGAGCUCUCUGAGUUUUAAUUAUCGGACUUUGAAGUUUAAAUGAGAUAUUUGUAGAACUGUAGAGUUGAAUGAGUCCCGGUCAUGGUUUCUGAAAUUGUUUGUACUCUGAAAGUGAUAGGUUGAAAAUAGUAAUAAGUAUUUCAUUUUUUGAUGAAAUGUCAGAGCUUUAAUAUUCUGUCUCAAAGUUCACAGUGGCUGGGCGGGGAUGUAUGGAACAGCACCCACUUGAAUAGACUUCCCAACACUAACAUUACACCAGGAGGAAUUGUCAAAACCACUCUGUAGAAUAUUUUAUUGUUUUUUGGUAGUAAUCAUUAGUUUGUUAAAUUGAUAAGUCUUGUGUUCAAGAGAAUGUUAGAAUGAGUUGUGGCUUGUUAACUAUGUGAAAGAUGAAUGCUCUGUGUAAGUUUAGGAUUUUGUUUUUGGAAUAUGAAAUUUGGGUCAUACAUAUUCCGGUUGUCUCGUUAGCAGUUUAUGCAAGCUCCCAGACUGCCAGGAAAUGAUCUUAUGUUUUUGGGAGAUCAAACUUUCCGAAUGAACAGUCAGUUAUGCAAUAGAUGAGGAUGUGUGAUAGUACUUUAGUGGGAUAUAAGCUACCGUUGUGAGAACGAAGGGAGAGGUGUAGCCAAAACCUUUUGUUUCUCGCAACGGUUUCUUUUCAUCCCAAUAAAGUACUGUGACAAGUCCUCUUUCUUAGAGCAGAGCCAAAUACUCGAGUUCCAUGGAUAAGAUGGCUGUUCAAAUGUCUCUUUCCACUUCCACUCCUGGACCUUGAACCCACAGCUGAGGCAUCUCGAAGCACAUGCAGCUUGAGCAGCAUUCAGCCGAGGAGGCGUCUUGAAGCACGUGCAGCUUGAGCAGCAUUCAGCCGAGGCGUCUUGAAGCACGUGCAGCAUUCAGCCGAGGAGGCGUCUUGAAGCACGUGCAGCAUUCAGCCGAGGAGGCGUCUCGAAGCACGUGCAGCAUUCAGCCGAGGAGGCGUCUUGAAGCGCGUGCAGCUUGAGCAGCAUUCAGCCGAGGCGUCUCGAAGCACGUGCAGCUUGAGCAGCAUUCAGCCGAGGCGUCUCGAAGCACGUACAGCUUGAGCAGCAUUGACAUGUAAAGUCGGAGUACAUUAUUGGGGUACAAUUGUGACAUGACCCAAAUGACGAAAGCCCAUUGGAUCAGAGCUUUACUUGUGCUCUAAGGAUUGUUAACGAGAUGACAACAAAGGUGUGCCCACACCUUGUUUUCUAUCUUGGUCUGGCUGAUUUACCAAAGAUUGAUGAAACUAUUGCAAUCCGAGUCAGCUGUUGUUAAGUUUGUUAAGUUUAUUGAAAUUGUAACACUGUUCCUUGCGAUCUCUUAUAACAAACAUCAGGUUAAUAAUAUGGCAUUAUUGAGCUCUUCGUCACAGAAGCUACUGUUGAAUUGUCACAAGUGAUGAAUAUGUUUCAUAUUUCUGUCAAGUCAAAAAUAUUCCAUGCCAUGGAAUAAGAUUUAUUUUGUUUAUGGCUCAUUUUUGUAAAAACUGUACCUAGAAGUAAAUUUGGUAGGAUCUCUUCCUAAAUAAUGGAAUAGAAAUGAUACCAUUUGUGUUCUGUUACUGUUAAGUGCCCAUUAGCAUGAAAUUGUGAAGUUUGUGAUGCAUACAAUAUGAUUUAGAACUAGCACUUUGUGUGUGGUGACAGUGCCUUUAUUCAAAGUUUGAUUUAUGUUAGACUACCAAAUAAUGUCUCAUUCAGUCACUUUCUGGCAAUAUUAGUUUGUAUAGAAAAAGACAACCCUUUUUAUGUACAUACAUUACAUUCAUCUUAAGGAGAGGCUCUUGUACAUACCGCUAUCUGGGAGAUUGGAUUGGUUUUUGUUCAUUUGAAAUAACCAUGUAUAUUUCUAAAAUAAUCACAAUUAUUUAUUUUACAUCAAAUGGUACAUUAUUUUGAUCCCAUUUAGGUUUUAGUAUAGAAAAUGUCAUUGAAAAUUUUAUUUGUUUUUGACCAGCAAUAAUUUAAUGAAAAUUAUUACAUUUCUUAAUGACAUUCUGAAGUAAAAUAAAUGAUAAACUGUAUAUAUAUAUAUAUAUAUAUAAAAGUGUCGUAUUCCCAGCUGAUUUAUUUUAUAAAGUGACGGUUUCCGUUUCAUGAUUUUUCACAUGAUGUUAAAGUACAGAAGAAUGAAAUUGAAAAAAAAUGUGUACCGGGUACUCCAUUUAAUCUGUAUUAUGUGCUCAAGUGAUUUGAUAUAUUUAUAUCUGUAAAUGAUUCUAGUAAUUUGUUUUUCAUUAUUUCUGGGCGAAAGGGAGAGCUUGGUGCUAUUAUUCCUGCAAGAUAAAGUUCAAUUCAAGUCCUUUUUUCCAUACAGUGUUGCUUCAUCAUGGAAAUGUUCCUAUUCUUUUAUUCAGUGUGACAAAACCUUUAACUUUAUAUUAGACAGAAUGAUGUAGUUGGUACUAGCUGCACAAAGGACAAAAAAAAGAAGAAAAAAAUAUCAAAAACAUU